Molecule: messenger RNA, 3973 nt
Organism: Diprion similis
Lineage: Eukaryota; Metazoa; Arthropoda; Insecta; Hymenoptera; Diprionidae
Gene: Rtf1
Product: RNA polymerase-associated protein Rtf1
Exons: 7
Coding region: 258-2363 (701 amino acids)
Cellular component (GO): Cdc73/Paf1 complex
Molecular function (GO): DNA binding; RNA polymerase II C-terminal domain phosphoserine binding
Source: RefSeq, a predicted model, not a curated record
CUUUUUGUCUGUUAUAAGUUUGAGAGGGUAGGUUUCAUAGUAAUUUAAUUUUGUGGGAAGUCCGCAAAGCUGUUUGGCCGGGCGCACUAACCUGCUAGGCAUUCUGUAAGUCAGUUCAUUGUUCGUGUUAGUCGGGUUCCGUUCGUGUUCUUCGUUCAUCGCCGUGACGUGCGGGCGUUUUCAUCAUUUUCUACACUGAAAACAAAGCAGUACCGAACUUCAUUGUCAUUUUGAUAUUUAAGAUAAGAACCUCCGAUAUGCCGAAACGAAAAAAUCAAGCCCUUAUCGACUCCGACAGCAGUGGAAGCGCGUCGGAAAGCGGAUCUGACCUGGAUAACGACUUACUCUCUCUGGCUAAGAAGAAAAAAGGUAAAUCACAGGAGGACUCCCAAUCCAAUAAUGAAGAUGCUUCUCACAGUGAUGUUAAACAAGCUAAGCAAGCGGACAGCGAUACUUCAGACUCGGAUGAUGACUGGGGUGCCAAGGGUGGCUCAAAAACUAAGAAGAAAAAGCAACCUGCCAAACGUAGUAAGAGAAAAGUUACCAAAUCGAGCAGCGAUGAUAGUGCGAGUGAAAAAGAUGACGCUAAAGUAUCGGAGCCCGAAGAAGGAGAAGUCUCGGAUUCCGAUGGAAGUGAUUCGGAAUCAAGUCAGGAAGAAUUCAACGAUGGUUAUGAUGAUAAAUUGAUGGGAGAUGCGGAGGAUCAGGCACGUCUUGCACAGAUGACAGAAAAAGAACGAGAGCAGGAAAUUUUCAAGCGUAUAGAACAGCGAGAAAUUAUGAAGACCAGGUUUGAGAUUGAAAAAAAGUUGCGCCUAGCCAAGAAACAAGAGCUAAAAAAGCAAAAAGAGUCCAAAAAGAAGGAUAAAAGUACAGAUGAAAAGAAGUUCGAUCGAGCUCCUGAUCCCAAAGAGAGAAGCAAAGAUCGUAAGAAGACAAUCGAAGAAAAGCAAGACAAGAAAUUCCAUGCUAUGUCACUGCUCAAGGCUAGACGUGAAGAGAAAAAAGAAAGAGAAGAGAAAGAGAAGCAGAGAAUAGAGUUGCAGCAGCAGCAAUCCAAAGAUGCUGAGGAAGAGGAACUAGAAGAUGAUCACAAAGGCGGUUCUAACAAGACUAAGCUCAAAGCAUCAGAUAUUUAUUCAGACGAUAGUGGAUCAUCGGACAGCCAAGAAGAAGAUGAGCCUGCAAGAGCAACAUCACAACGUCGAUCCUCAUCCAGUGACAGCAGAGAUUCAGACUCGGAGACGGACAAAAAAUCUGUAACUAGCACCAAGAGCAGACCAAAGAAGCCAAUUUACGUGAACACAAAGGAGGAUCUAAACAAAGUUAGAUUAUCACGUCACAAAAUGGAAAGAUUUGUGCACCUUCCAUUCUUCGAUCGAGUCGUGCAAGGCUGUUUUGUCCGUAUUGGAAUUGGUAAUAACAAUGGUAAACCCGUUUACCGUGUCGCUGAAAUUAGUGGGGUUUGCGAAACAGGUAAAAUAUACCAAUUGGGAGGUACAAGAACCAAUAAGGGAUUAAAGUUGAGACACGGAGCACAGGAACGAGUUUUCCGAUUAGAAUUCGUAUCUAAUCAAGAAUUCACAGAGACGGAAUUCUUCAAAUGGAAAGAGACAUGUGCACUGCAAGGAAUUUCAUUGCCAACAUUUGACGAAAUUGAACACAAGCUGAAGGAUAUCAAGGAAGCGCUGGUUUAUGAAUUCAAAGAAGAAGAUAUAGAAAAAAUAGUCAGAGAAAAAGAAAGAUUCAAGCAAAACCCGUCCAAUUAUGCUAUGAAGAAGGCUCAAUUGAUGAGAGAAAGAGACGCAGCAAAUUGCAGAGGCGAUGAUGAAACGGCGAGUCGACUUAACCUGCAGCUUGGAGAACUGGAAGAACGGGCUUCAGAACUAGACAAAAUGCGAACUGCCACUAUUUCCAGUAUUUCGUACAUCAAUGAUCGCAAUAGAAAGCGAAACGUUGAAGAAGCUGAGAAAGCAAUCAUGGAAGAAAUUAAGGCUAACAAAGGUAAAAAAAUAGACGAUCCAUUCACCAGACGGAGUACAAAGCCAAGAAUGGUAUUCAAGCCAGAUGAAGAGGAGGUAGCUACAGUACCUAGUAAUAAUUCCGGGAAUAAAGGAAGCCCUCAGCAAACGGAUGAUACGCCGACAACAAAUAACGAUAAGGAGAAUGCCGAGGCAAAAAAGAAAUCUGGAAGUGAGGAUUUGUUCAACGCUCAUGAUUUUGACAUCACGAUAGAUCUAGAAGUACCUUUACCUAGCAACCCAGUCAGUGUUCUACCGAAACCAGUAAGCAACGUUAAAGAUACGGGACCCAGGCGAUCUUUAAACUUGGAGGAUUAUAAGAAGAAACGUGGUCUAAUCUAACAUUCUAUACGCCUAGUAUAAAUAUUGGAAAAAUAUUUAACCAAUAAAUUAACGUUGUGGACAUGUAAUUGUCAAAUCAUCCACGGUGAUUGUAGAAGUUGGGAUCGUACAAUUUGAGUCGGAAAAAAUUAGAGUUAUUAAGGUUGCUGUUUAAAUUGAUGAAACUUACCUGUAUCAUUAUUUUUUGUUUCUUUAUUGACGAGGAAUCUUGUACUUCACUGCUUCGUAGCAGACAAGGUUCUGGGUGGAGAUUUAAAAAGUUGACUAGGUAACUGUGAAACUAUACUGUAUUUGGCAUACAUUGAGGUUUCAUAAAUGUGUAUGGUGUAAAAUAAAAAGUAUGCAUCACAUCUCAAUUAUGAUGGUGAUGAAUCAAAGAAGACAUAAAAAACCAGUAACAGCGAUAAUAAGAUGAAAAUAACACUACCACAUCAUAUAUACCGUAAUUGAGAUUUCUCGUGUAAAUCCAAAUUAGACAUAUUUAAAUUAAGAAAUUUGGUAAAAUACAAAACUUAUUAAAUAGACGAGGAAAUAGAUGAAUAUACUGAGAUAAUGAAAUAUUUAGACAAUUAUUUUAUCGUUAAUAAUGUAAAUUAUACUUACAAUAUUAUUAUAAAAAUAUUUAAAAUCAACGAAACGAAGAGAAAAAAUAUUUCUAUGCAAAAACUUCUAUGUGUACAUGUGUUGAUUGGGUUGUGCAAAUGUUGAUAUUAGUAUUAUUAAAGAGUAUGACGAUAUAAUUAAAUUUAAAGUACAUAAACCAGGAUCUUUUGAUAUAGAUUAUUUUUAUUAUUAUUAUUUCUUUUAGAUUUUUCACUUCUUAACAGUACAACAAAUUACAAUCCGUAUUCUUAAUUCGAUAGUUUCGAAAGACUCAGUCAUUUUAAUGAUUCUUGGGCACGAUUCCUUUGAACUGUACUGUAAUUUCUUAACUUAGGCUUAUUGCAUUAAUUAACAAAGUAUAAGGAACUUGGGACAUUUUCCAAUUAUUAUUGUCAUAUAAUAAUCAUGAAGAAACAUCUUAGAUUAUUAAUAUUAUUUAACUAAAUUUUCACUGAAAAAUUUUGUACUACUUCGUAAGCCGUGGCUUUCCUCUGACAAUGAGAUUAUAAUAGUGAAACUAUCGGUUACUUGACUGACUGCGUAGUCUGCUAAUAAUACAAUAGGAGACUGUUACUGUAUGUAAUUUAAUUCGACAUAUGCUAUAUCUACUGCAUAUGUAAAUGUUAGCCUGUAAUAGUACGUAGGUAUGGUAUUUCAUUGGCAAAUAAGUGCUACCGUAAAUUUAAGUUGGUGAAAAAACGACAUCUUAGGUGGUUGUCAAAUAAUGAUUAAACAAUUACCUUAGUUAACUCGGAAUAAAAAUUAUACACCACCUAAUUGUUGGUUGGUAUUACAUUUUGGCGAUCAACGCGUGUAUUAUGGCACAAAUUCAUAACACAUUGUGUACCAGGAGUGCAUAUUGCACUUAUCGUCUUUGAGGCAAUAGGGGACUCAUGAUCUGCUACAAAUAGUUAUGUGACAUUUUUUCGGGAUGAUUUGAAGACUACCACAGAUGAACAAUGUGUAUUGCCAUUGUUUUUUAAAUAAAGUGCUAUUUCCAAAAGCAA